This is a messenger RNA of Gongylonema pulchrum, 678 nucleotides long. The record is from the annotation of a GenBank genome assembly. Lineage: Eukaryota; Metazoa; Nematoda; Chromadorea; Rhabditida; Gongylonematidae.
AUGCGCAAUGCCACCAUCUAUAUACUCACACUUAUCCUGUCGUUUCUGUGCAUUAGUUCAUGUACUUCCGAUGAACCUGAGCUCAGGAAGGCCAGCAUAAUUAAUUGGACUCUUUGGCAGGUGACUUUCGAGCAACUAUACAAAUACGGUAAAAACGAGUACACUACGGGUAACUGGAAUGAUUGUAUCGCAUUUUUUCUUCGAGCAAUUGAAGAUUUCGAUUACUUUGUGGAUGAAAACGUGUGGUGCCGUGAGAAGUGCGCACGCGAACACCAGAAGAGCCGGCAAACAGAACUGAAGAAUGCUGCCGAAGAUAUUGCGGAAAUUGCAAUGAUGUAUGCAAAUGCACAGCAUGCAUUAUGCUUAUUUCGGUGCAAAAACGAGAGACUGACAUCGAUGCGACCACCACUCAAUGAUCCCAGUGUUUUUGAGGAAUUUCAGAACCGCAAACCAUAUCAAUACCUACAGAUUUGUUACUGGAAGCAAAAAGACCUGUCUUCGGCAGUGAGAAGUGCUUACACAUAUUUGGUAGCACAUCCAAAAGAUCAAGAAACGUUGGAUAAUCUGGCAUUUUAUAUGGAACAGGACGGUUACAAUGAAAAUAUGCUUACUGAUGCUCGACAAAUGAAAUAUGAGGUAAAUUCGGUGUUAAUUAGGAUUUCUGCAGAUGACUGCUAG